AUGAUGUUUGCUGUUGCCUCGGGGGCAGAGAUAUCUAAUAACUGCCUGGAUCCUGGGGUGGUUGAGCCUCGGAGCUACACUCCUAGCAGCCCAGUGAACCUAGAGGUGGAGCUGGACACUAGAAAAGAUGAGGAGGGACACCUGGUGCCUGUUUUAGUGGCCCGAUGGAAAGCUCAGGAUGACGGAAGUAUUAGUUCCCUGAAAGGAACAGAGCCAGUUUUGAAGGAAGCACAAACCAGAAUCUGUUGUGUUCGAUACUUAUUCUACGAUAAGAUGCCUAUGCUGAAUCCAGCACAUGAAAAGUUAGGUCUUUCUCCUGGAUCGGUGGUGGUUGAACCCGGCCUGUCAUACGUGUCUCAGGUCUCCAACCUCCCCAAACCAAACCUGAAACACUCUGGUUAAUACAUCCAUCAACAUUUCACUGUGCCAGAUUGUAAAGAUCCCAAGAUUCAGAGGAGCAAGGUGUGUCUGGAAAGCGGCAGUCUGUGGAGACCUAACACUACGUUGGAGAGGUCUACUGGACCACAAGGCAGAACCACGCUCACUGUUGGGUUCAGUACAGACCAGCACUCACACAACUACAGAGUCUCACUACUGUGCUCCAACAACAGACAAUGGCAGGACACAGACAUGUAUUCAGGCCCUUUACUCACCUACUUUGACGAUGUCGGCAGCGAGCGUGACGCGUCUGUCUUCGACAUCGCUGUGAAGUACAAGCUGAUGAAACACUUUGAGGAGCUCUGCUUUAGGAUCCUGGACCAGGAGAAGUACGCACCAGGACAGGUCAGCCACAUCGAGGGGAUCGGAGUGGAUGAGUACUUCACAUGUCCAUCGGGGAGGGAUCUGCGUGACGCCAUCGAAGCCUUUCAGGUGUUCCAGAUAGAACCAGACUGGUUUGAACAGGAGUGUGUUGACAUAACGCAGAGAGAAGUGGUCGCAGUAACAGAGUAUGAUGCUCUGCUGGAACAGCCGGUCGCUCCUGUUCUAAAGUUUGUUCCAGAAUACAGGAAGCCUCCUGUUCUAGAGUUUGUUCCAGAAUACAGGAAGGGCCUAGUUGUUCAGAUACGGAAGGGGCCUCCUGUUCUAGAGUUUGUUCCAGAAUACAGGAAGGGGCCUCCUGUUCUAGAAGUUUUUCCAGAAUACAGGAAGGCCUCCUGUUCUAGAGUUUGUUCCAGAAUACAGGAAGGGCCUCCUGUUCUAGAGUUUGUUCCAGAAUACAGGAAGGGGCCUCCUGUUCUACAGUGUGUUCCAGAAUACAGCAAGGGGCCUCCUGUUCUAAGUUGUUCCAGAAUACAGGAAGGCCUCCUGUUCUACAGUGUUCCAGAAUACAGGAAGGGCCUCCUGUUCUAGGUUGUUCCAGAAUACAGGAAGGGGCCUCCUGUUCUACAGUGUGUUCCAGAAUACAGGAAGGGGCCUCCAAUCCCCAGCUAUGAUGUAGAGAUCAAUGAAAGCCAGGGAGUCCAGGUCUUGACUCCUGAAGUGAAACUGGAAGGUAAUGGGACGUCUGUGCUGGAGCUUCUUCCAAGGGUCAGCUCUGACAGCCACCAGGUGUACCCGUCAUACCCAGUCGUUGAGGCCCCACCCGGGGUACUUAUCUCUGAUCUGCCGCAUGCCCUGGAGAGUCAACUGGGGUUGUCAGAUCUUCUCCUGAGUGAGCCACCCUCGGCCAGAGAGAACUUCCACCUACAGGAGAGGUGAACAGCAGACCGCUGCCCUCUAGAGAACGAGGAAGAGGAGGAGGCAUACAGUCCUUCUCGUCAACCCUCUGCUGACACCCUGGAACAACUCAUGUCUCUCCAGCUGUCACUCUGUGGUCUCAGUGCUAUCCCAGAAAUCACCUCUGUGUCCACAGAGCACGGCUACCUAUCACAACAGCAUGGAGAGAUGGUAUCACUUCCUGUCAAGAUGGGCCAAUCACAACUGUCCUUCAGCUCCAUCCAGGUUACCCCACCUGUACCGAUGGAUAGUGAGAUUCAGUACCUCCCUCCCCUGCCAGAGAUAACCCACUCCCAGCCGGUAGAGAUGGAGGAGGGUGGGGAGGUGAUGAAUCCUGCUGCCCAGGAGAAGAGGCCCAUCAGUGGGUCAGACCUGGGCUAUAUCUCCAGGAGCUCCUUCCAGCAGGACUCUUCUGUACACUACCCUGUAGGAGAGGCCAGCGACAAUCCACUGGUGGCACUGGCCAGGUUACAACAGGCUCUCUACCUAAACAAUUAAAUACUCUGGCUUCUGCAAUAAAAUGGAGAGAGAACGUUCUAUUAACGGGUGUUCAUCAUAUACUCUGGAUCAUAAACACUUUAGUUGUUCAGCAUUGUCUUUCAUAUUAUUAUAACACUAUUGUCUAUAAAAGUUUUCCUGAUUUCCUGUUUGAAAUGAUGCACAAACCUGGAGUCAAUGAAUCAGCCAAUGGGUUUGUACAGCAUAAUCCAUACAUUUAGUUCUUACAUCACAUCCUUAUAUCAGGUUGUACAGGACAAUAAAAGUGAUCAUGUCCAUAUUUCAGAUAUACACAA
Molecule: messenger RNA, 2510 nt
Organism: Salvelinus sp. IW2-2015
Lineage: Eukaryota; Metazoa; Chordata; Actinopteri; Salmoniformes; Salmonidae
Source: RefSeq, a predicted model, not a curated record